CCAUCCGUCCGGGAAAGGCGCCUGCGCCUCGCCGAGGGCCGCUGCGCGCGCAGGCGCCGGGCCGGGCCGGGGCCGGAAGCGGCAGGGCCGCGGGGUUAAAACGCCGAGCAGGGCCGCCGCCUCUCCGGGCAUCCCCGUUGCCGCUCUCGCUGCACGUUCCGCCCCACAUCACGCCGGCCAUGGAUGCGCGGGCCCGCGCCAAGCGCUACGAGAAGCUCGACUUCCUCGGGGAGGGGCAGUUCGCCACCGUUUUUAAAGCCAAGGACAGGACGAACGACCGAAUCGUUGCUAUUAAGAAGAUUAAACUGGGGCAUAGAUCAGAAGCUAAAGAUGGAAUCAACAGGACUGCCCUCAGGGAGAUAAAACUGUUGCAGGAGCUAAGCCAUCCAAAUAUUAUUGGUCUUAUUGAUGCAUUUGGACACAAGUCGAAUAUUAGUCUGGUCUUUGAUUUUAUGGAAACAGAUUUAGAGGUUAUUAUAAAGGAUACAAGUAUUGUGUUGACACAGUCUCACAUCAAGGCAUAUAUGCUGAUGACACUUCAAGGAUUAGAAUACUUACAUCAGCACUGGAUUCUACACAGGGAUCUUAAACCAAAUAACUUGUUGCUAGAUGAAAAUGGGGUUUUAAAAUUGGCUGACUUUGGCUUGGCAAAAUCUUUUGGAAGCCCAAACAGAGUUUAUACACACCAGGUAGUAACAAGGUGGUACCGAGCCCCAGAACUAUUGUUUGGGGCUAGAAUGUAUGGUGUUGGUGUUGAUAUGUGGGCUGUUGGUUGUAUUUUAGCUGAAUUGCUCCUCAGAGUUCCUUUUUUGCCUGGAGACUCUGAUCUUGACCAGCUGACAAGGAUAUUUGAAACACUGGGCACUCCAACGGAAGAACAAUGGCCUGGGAUGACAAGUCUUCCAGAUUAUGUCACAUUUAAGCCAUUCCCUGGAAUGCCACUUCAGCAUAUCUUCAGUGCAGCUGGUGAUGAUCUGCUCAGUCUUCUUCAAGGCUUAUUCACAUUUAAUCCUUCCACUAGAGUAACAGCUACUCAGGCAUUGAAACAGAAGUAUUUCAGUAACCGACCAGGACCCACUCCAGGAAAUCAGCUUCCAAGACCCAACUGUCCUGCUGAAGCUGCAAAGGAGCCACAAAAUGCACUUUUAAAUUUAAAAAGGAAAAGAACAGAAGGAAUAGAUCAAGGAUUACCAAAAAAACUGGUUUUUUGAUUGCUGUGGAUGAUGAGUGAAAAUGCCCUGAGUCCCCAGCCAUUGAUAAAAUGCUGUAAUCGUCGCUGGAUGGUUAUUUUUCAAUAUUUUCAUAUGUAAAAUAUGAACUUAUUAUUUCCUUAUGGACAGAGAAGUUUUAUUAACCCUUCUUUUUACAAUAAAAUCAUUAUUGAGAAAAAAAAGA
Messenger RNA from Camarhynchus parvulus, 1395 nucleotides. RefSeq names its product cyclin dependent kinase 7 (gene CDK7). Gene Ontology annotation, cellular component: cytoplasm; nucleus; transcription factor TFIIH holo complex. The transcript is spliced from 12 exons. Bases 180 to 1211 code for a protein of 343 amino acids. The record is from RefSeq and is a predicted model, not a curated record. Gene Ontology annotation, biological process: protein phosphorylation; positive regulation of transcription by RNA polymerase II. Gene Ontology annotation, molecular function: cyclin-dependent protein serine/threonine kinase activity; RNA polymerase II CTD heptapeptide repeat kinase activity; ATP binding. NCBI's taxonomy places the organism in Eukaryota, Metazoa, Chordata, Aves, Passeriformes, Thraupidae.